AACAACAACAACAACACCCACCCCCACACCCAAACGCAGCACCACCACAAUUCCUCCUCCUCUUCCUCCUCCUCCCCCUCAACACCCACAACCAGGCUGCGCAACAUCGCCAACCAGAUGGCCACCCCAGUUCUCACCACCAGCUUCCCAGCUGACACCGUCCCCCAGGCCCCAGAGGAUCCACUCUUUGGUCUGGCAAGGCUGUACAGAGCUGAUGAGAGCCCUGAUAAGAUUGACCUGGGAAUUGGAGCUUACCGAGACGACAAUGCAAAGCCUUGGGUUCUGCCCGUAGUGAAGAAAGCCGACGAGAUUAUCCGCAACGAUCCCAACCUCAACCACGAAUACCUCCCCAUCGCAGGCCUCGCCUCCUUCACCAGCAGGGCCUCUGAGCUCGUCCUGGGCAAGUCCUCUACCGCCCUUGCUGAGAAGCGCGUCGCCUCUGUCCAGACCAUCUCCGGCACCGGCGCCUGUCAUCUCGGUGCCCUUUUCCUCGCCAAGUUCUACAAGGGCAACCGCACCGUCUACGUCUCCAACCCGACCUGGGCCAACCACAACCAGAUCUUUACCAAUGUCGGCCUCCCCAUUGCCCAGUACCCCUACUUCGACAAGAAGACCAAGGGCCUGGACUUUGAGGGUAUGAAGAAGGCCAUCGGCGACGCGCCCGAGGGCAGCAUCAUCCUGCUGCACGCCUGCGCCCACAACCCCACUGGUGUCGACCCCACCGAGUCGCAGUGGCACGAGCUUGCCGAGCUCAUCCGCUCCAAGAAGCACUUCCCCUUCUUUGACACCGCCUACCAGGGCUUCGCCUCGGGCGACCUGGACCGCGACGCCAGCGCCAUCCGCUACUUUGUCGACCAGGGCUUCGAGCUGCUGGUGGCCCAGUCCUUCGCCAAGAACUUUGGCCUCUACGGCGAGCGUGCUGGCUGCUUCCACUUCGUGACCGCCCCCUCAGGCACCUCGGCCCAGGAGACCACCACCCGCGUCGCCUCACAGCUCGCCAUCCUGCAGCGCUCCGAGAUCAGCAACCCGCCCAUCUAUGGCGCCCGCGUCGCCUCUACGGUCCUCAACGAUGAGAAACUGUUCGCCGAGUGGAAGGAGAACCUGCAGACCAUGUCGGGCCGCAUCAUCACCAUGCGCAAGGCCCUGCGGUCCAAACUCGAGGAUCUCGGCACCCCCGGUACCUGGAACCAUAUCACCGACCAGAUCGGCAUGUUCAGCUUCACCGGCCUGUCCGAGCCCCAGGUCCUGAAGCUCAGGGAGCAGUAUCACGUUUACAUGACCAAGAACGGCCGCAUCAGCAUGGCCGGUCUCAACACCCGAAACGUCGACUACUUUGCCAAGGCCGUCGAUAAGGUCGUCCGGGAGGGGUAGUGAUCCAAGAGACGAGAAGAAAGGAGUGUCGGCACGUUGCGGACGUAUGGCUCGCAGAUUUUGACGUAUAACUGCUCCAUGUACUGUGAUACAAAGGGAGUCAAUAAGGGUCAGGAAGAAAAAAAAACUAGAUUCCCUCUUCCUCUGCUUUACGAGUAGACAGACACACACAGUCAAUGAGAAAUGUUCUAUCAAUUCC
This is a messenger RNA of Cryphonectria parasitica EP155, 1570 nucleotides long. RefSeq names its product PLP-dependent transferase. Gene Ontology annotation, cellular component: cytosol. The transcript is spliced from 3 exons. The record is from RefSeq and is a predicted model, not a curated record. Bases 118 to 1371 code for a protein of 417 amino acids. Gene Ontology annotation, molecular function: L-aspartate:2-oxoglutarate transaminase activity; pyridoxal phosphate binding. Lineage: Eukaryota; Fungi; Ascomycota; Sordariomycetes; Diaporthales; Cryphonectriaceae. Gene Ontology annotation, biological process: L-aspartate biosynthetic process.